AUGACCUCAAAUUCAUCACCAGAGACCGAAAUCCCCGCCGACACUGUUUACGUCCUGGCCAAACCGGGUCACAAGGUGUCUCACAACACUCGCGUCGAAUGGUUCAUCGGCAACGUCAACCGCCACAUCGUCUUUCCCGCUAGCGGUGUCUGCGCUCAGCUCCCUGAUUGGCCCGCAGACUGUGCGCCCGCUUCCUGGUCCAGUCUUUCCAUCUUGGCCGUCUUGCCCUCCCCUCCCCUCCCUUCCGCCUUUCCCAUUUCUUACUGUAUCCAUCCACACACCACAGUCAAGUACCUAGCUCACUCACAUCGCAUCACCUUCGUCCUAGAUCUCAGCGACUCUAUGCUGCAGCCCUGUUCAACUGGUUUCUCCGUUCUCUAUCACGCCGUCUUUUGCCUCGAAUCUGUUCUCUAUAAACUAAUUCCUCCUUCCUCUGGCCUCUCACUUCCCCUUCCCAACUCCUUCCUCUCACCCCUCUCUCUAUUCAUCAGUAUCAUCGGGGUGGUGCCCAACCGGCAAUCAUUUACUCUCAUCCACGAUUGGGAGGCUUCUCUAGAAGGCAUCAAAUCAGUUAUUGCUGCGGUGAAUAAGCGCCUUUUCCAAUUGGAGACCGCGGAUCUCUUCACUCCAUCCUAUUCUAGCUCUUCCGCCUCUGCUCUUGUGGAUAUGUUACGUCACGGGGUGCUAACUCUCGCUAUGCAGAUGCCGGACUGGGCACCCGCCUCCCUAAUAAUAAUUUCUGAUGCCUGCUUUACCACGCUGGAUAUGGUUGAACUCGACCGUUGUUUGGCACAUCUUCGAGCUGCAGCUAUUAGAUGCUCAUUUAUUGUCCCCUCUGCCAUUGUUACUUCCACUGUUACUGAUUUUGCUCCUGCAAGGACACCAAGAAACCUCCUCCGGGCUAUAUCCACGAGUCCGUGCAUACCGCAGCUGGAUUUAUGUCAAUUUAUUGCUCAUGCUACUGCCGGAUUUUGCUUAACAGGCCUCUCUACGGAUCGGCAAUAUUGGUCCAGACAAACUUCCUCCCAAUGGAACCAAAUUCACGAGCUUCUAUUAGCAUUACGACUUCAAGACGAUGUCGAAAGCACACCGGAUAAAGAGGGUGAUUUAGGUUGGGUGGCAAUAAAUGAAAUUCAACCUUAUUCACGUAUCGUUCACGCAGCUCUCAACCAUGUUCUUGCCUCUCGACUUAAAGAUGGAUAUCGUCUUCGUUCCGUGUCAGUACCUCCAGCAAAACAUGACUCUGUUUCUCCAGCCACCUCUUCUUCCUCCUGGAUCCAGAUUGAAUUAGCUCUCGCUUGGAAACCUGGCGUCGUAUUUCGUCUCUUUUUAGCGGGGGAAUGGUUCCUUCCCACAGGACAAUUGCCCGUUUUCUCUUCUAAUUACUACCUCCUCCAAGCUGCCAAUACAUCUUCAAGAACUAAGCCAAUCGUUUCUGGACGCUAUUGCAUUGCCAACCUCCGCGUUCGUGCUAAUUACUCCCUCCUACGUGCAUUCACCCAGCAGCGCCGUGACCAAGUAACGAGUUCCUAUUUGGCCUCAACCCUCAACCGGUUCGACUUUCAUUUCAGACUGCUCAAUCUUGUUGAUGAUUACCUUGAAAAUGUUUCUUCCUUUAACCUCAAUCCGGAUAUCUAUUCUGUGCCUGUACGGUAUAAAAACGGCCUUUGCUCGGUCUUCAUCACAGCACAGGGGGCGAGUGGCGGAUCUGAAAUUUAUCUCUCUGGUAAUACAGCAGAAGAAAUGGAGCAUGAUAAGUCGCUAUUCAAUUUUGUAUACUACUGGGGUCGCUUACUAACUCUUGACAUUGCCAACUGUUAUCGGUGGAUGCACUCAGAAACCUUAUACGUUGUCCUUGAACAUGACUCACCCCUCCCCACGAAUUUAUUCAUCCCCGUUCCGACCCGACGUGUAACUGACCUUCUUACAUGUCGCCAAUCGCUUGCGCGAAUCCACAGUAUGCUUAGUGAUUGGUGCACGUUUGUGCUGUUGGAAAACCACACCUACAUUCGGCUGGAGUAUCCCAGCCAUGGGUCCCUUGAGGACACUGGCAAUCCAGAGGCUUCCGAGGCACCAUUGUCCCAUGCUUCUUCUCUCUGCGUGCCUUGUUAUUUCACUCUCGUUCGAUUGGAAAUGAAGCUCCCAGAAAUGCGAGUUCGUGUUGCUUUCACAGCAGGUGUUCAAUCGGACUAUCGCCGUGCCACGUUGGAACAGCUUUCACGCCGUUUCCGAGUUCUCAGUUUCUUGCCUCGAGGGAGACAGGCAGUACCUAAAUCGCGUCACAAAUCCGGUACUUUUGGGCCUCUUUACCCUUUUUCACUUAAUCGUGCUGAAGACGUCCAUGUGCCACCACUUCAACGUUCUUGGGGCGAAACUCCCUGUUGCAUGGUGUUCCUCUCUCAACUCGAUCGUCUGAUUGUCGAAACCGGUACCUGGAUGAGUAGUCGACAACAGAACUACCGUACCGCUACCCAGCCAUCUUCAUCGAAUUUCCAGGUGUCUAAGUCCUUUCUCAAGGGCACGGUGACGGAAGUGAGAUGUGAAGUGGCGCCAGCUCUGUUACGCCAGCAUCUCAGCACCUUGGGGUGCAUCUGGGUCGCUCCGGUGGUUUCAAAGUCGCCAAACUGUGUGGCAAAAAUGUUUUCUACUCUUAUGAAUCUGCGGAUUCAGGAGGGCUUCCACUUUGUGCGCAGUGGACCUCAACCCGGUUUCGUCAGCAUGGCCCGAGAGAUCAUGUUCUCUGUUGAUUCUGCAGCAGAGGGUGCUAUAAAACGGCCUUGUCUCAUUCAGUAUCAGCUUUACCCGUUCCGAGUUAAGACAGCAAGGAGUGACCAAUCUAGAGAUGCGAGUGAAAUGAGAACUGCUUCGGAAGCAGUUCAAAAAGUUUUGGAUGCAGCUCUGGCGAGCAAAGUACCUAGGUUAUUUGUUAACCGACUGAAGGCCCUUACUUCUGCCCAACUUAGUUCAGAAAUCCAGAUAGCUACCGAGGUGUGGAUAGAGCCCAAACACGGUUAUGCAAGUGACUUACCAACUGAAGCUCUCUAUCUCGCUAACCUAUCGUACACUCAAGUGGUGGAGCGGAUUCUUCAACUUGACUGUUUCUGCCUGGCAGCUUAUAGCACUCUAGAAAAGAUCCUAGCCGCAUGUUUACUUAGGAUAAUUGAGCUUCAACGUUUAGCAGUACCACCAGCGUCACCUACGUCGAAUGAGAGUCAAACCACUUCCAUGGAAUCUUCGACUACUACCACUUCAAAUUCGUCGUCCUCGACUGCUCCUGCUGUAGCACUGCCUUUUAAUCUUGCCAACAUUACUGCGGUCUGUCCACGCAUGUGUCUUCUUUAUCCCCUGCUUCUAGACGCUUCUAUGGUUCAAGAGACCACUGCAGUGUUGAAAUAUCUCUCAUCCGAGAACGUUAUCACCCGUUUGAUUUUCAACUUAACCCAGCGAAUGCCCUACAUCACACCCAUCCACCUCUCCUCCACCGAUUCAGAUCAAUUUAGUCAUUUUCUUGUGUCGGAAGAGACUGAGGAGAACGCACCAAGGCUGAAUCGCGCUCUGCUAGAGUCAGGAGAAGUAGAAUGGCAGUGUUUUGCCACCAUCGUUAGUUUCAUUGAAACUAUGUCGGGUCUUGGCGGUGGUGAAAAUCGAAGUGAAAGUCGAGGCUUGCACCCGUUACCUACGGAGAACUUUGUUGAAGUCAACAGUGUGGAAAUUGGUGCUUCUCCAGUCACCUUCUUCAUCCUUCCUGCUAACCUGAAAGUCGCUACUUCAUCAUUUUGUCAGGACUUGAUGAAUAACUUACGACAGCGCCUAGGCGACUCAAACCGUCAUGAACCCUCUUUUCCUAUCUUUAUUUACUCCUGCACGCACACCUACCUCUCCUUCCCGCUGGAUGAUCGGUGGACCUACAACCAUCCCGACACACUCAUCGUUGAUUUCUUUAAGCAGGAUAAAGAUGUUUUGGAUGCUACCCUAAAAACUCCGCGUUCAAUCUGUCGCGAGGAAUUAACUUCCAAUCCUCCGGACAGCUUUCUUGCCGCGGCUAAAGGAAACCCUCGGCUGACCACGGAGUUAGGCCUUCUCUGGGCACGUCUACGCGAUGCAUCUUUGGGUUUGUUGAACCUCUGUGACGAGGCAUUCGUUGAAUGUGCGCAUCGGACCCUGUUGCAUGGGCUCGUAGUCUCCGAAGCAGCCAUAAGGAGUGUUCUCACCUCGGAGCGGUUCUGCUCCUCCCUUCCUCCUAUCACUAUCGAUGCAACUGAGUUCCUCUGCUCUACCUGCUCUCACUGUUUCAAUGCUAUUCGAAAUCAGAUGGGUAAAUCGGGCUCCCAAAACCUUUCUUUCUUUCCAUGCAAGAAGAAGAGCCCCGAGGGGUGCGAGUUGCGUCCACACGAUGGUGAACGAAUUCGUGGCCGUCUCUUCUCUGUGCUCAAUCAAUACUUCUCCCCGAUAACACAAUUCCCUGGUUUUUAUUACUUUCGUGGAGGGGAUGAAAUAACGCGGUCUCAUGUCCAUCUGGCAACCGCGCAACGCUUUGACACUUGGCCUAUUCCCAUCACUAACUCGACUUCCCAUAUCCUCGCUCCGCCGCCAAAAAAUUACAUACCGGAAUAUCGGAAGUUGGCUGAGGUGUCGGGCAGCCAAGUUAUGCUUCCUACUUCCUUGCGAUCAGAAAGCGAUACUGAAGAAGUCAAGAAGAAAGAACGUGGUGAAGCAAUGGUAGAGGAAAAGGGAGAUGGGACAGCUGCAGUGCUAUCAUAUCCUAAUGAGGUGCAACCGAUGCCUUAUAGGAAACCCCUCUUUUUGAAGGUUAUUUUGAAGCUAAAGCACGGCGGUGAGGAGGUCAAACUUCCCGUUGAAAACCUUCCAAUAUGCCUCCUGGAUGUGUUGCCCAGCUGUGACGAAGUGAAUCUUCAAGAACUCAGUCUCAACGCGAUUUUUACCCCACUUAUUUGGAAACCGAAGGUUGGGAUAUUUCCCUCUGAUGCUAAUGCUGAAUCUCCCGGCUAUCAGGAAUCUCCUGCAAUUGCUACUGGUCCAGGUGGACAUUUAGAUCCCGUGGAAGAAAGGAGUGAAUCUUUCGACAGUAGCAGUGGUCCAGACGGUGAAGAGUUCUCGACAUUUAGUGAAGCAGGAGAUGGUGCCUUUAAUACGAAUAGUCUUCAACGUUCACUGCCGCUCCCACCAUCAAAAAUCCACCCUUCCCGCCAUGCUCCUUCUACGUCAUCCGAGGUAAUCGAAGACGGUGAUUUUCUCUGCUCUCUGCAUUGGUGUGAGUGUCAUUUGGAGAUUUCCGAAGCCGUUGGUCCAUGUAGUAUCUGUGGAACUUUCAGUAACCCUGAAUUCCUUCGCUAUCUCGAUAGCGAACAGUGGAUAUCGUUACGGCGCACCACACAGAUAUUUCGGUGGCUCCUUCAAGACGAAGUGGUAUGUUCACAGCGUCUACUGCAACCUCUGCUUGUUUCCACAGUGGAGGCGGUUCUUCGACACAUGGAGAACACCAAGUCUCUUCUACUUAACAGCGUUCCAUCCUCUUCCGUACUAAUGCCCUUCCAUAUCAGUCACUCAUAUGCGCUUCUGUCCAAGGCUUGCAUAAGUGGUGCAAAGGGGGCUAAUUCUGGCGUAUCUGGUGUGUUGCUAGACCUGAUGAGAGCAAUUGGAUGGGAGAGCGUGGGCCUUGAGUUUAUUGUUAAAUCGGAAAAGUCAGUUCCACGAUUUCUGGACCGACUGCAGAGCAUCUCUUUCCGUUAUGCACAAGCGCAGCUUGAUCGUAUAGGGGAUUACUAUGUGGUGUGUAGGGCUGAACCGUUGCAUUCACCCCUUUUGUCAUCAUCACCUCAGCAGGAGAAACAUGAACAACAUCCACUUGUAAGAAGCACCUCAGAAGCGGGAAUUUCCGUACAACUCGAGACGGAAUGUUUAAUGUUUAAUGCCUUCGAAACGCAGAAGGUGUCUUCACGCUCAAUGUCGCUGCCAUCAGCUCCACAGCCAGCUCUGGAUAUCCCUGAGUGCGAGGUAAGUGACGACAGUGCCGAGUUUGAGUCUCUCACUUCAAAGACCCGUGCUUCGUCUUUUGCUUCGCUGGAACGCCAACCAACCAUCGCUACCACCACUGACGCGAAGACUGACGUCACCGGCUUCCCCCUGGCAUCUCAAUUUCCACCUCAGGAUUCUCUCAACCUCGUCCGCCAGAUAAGUGGUCCCAGCCUCCCCGCAUUCUGGCUUAUCUUCCGUGUCGGAAGUGCCUCCAUCCAGGCCUUCUUUCAUCAUUCCGACACCCACCGUGAGCCCUCGGCUGUCGAAGACGCCUGUCCGCAUUGCGUGGUCUUCCGUCGUGCUCUGGAUGACAUUCGAUCAACCUUACGCCUAGUUAGUCAAUCCCUCCUUCUCGACCAACUUGUCCUCGACCACCUCUGUGAUUCUUCCCUCCUUCCUGAACCUCUGGAACCACCACAACGGCCACCGCGAAAUCUACAAACUUCUGCACCUUGCAAACGAAAGCCUCUGGUACCAACCUACGUCCAGUCUCGUAGUGUUGUUGUAUCUGCUUCUUCAGCGACAGAUUCAGAUAACACUGAGGUCCAACCAAUGGUUGAGAACUCCCUUCGAAAGAAAUCUCUGCCCAACGAAAUUAACUCCGUUUCACCAGAGCCCUAUCCACCCGGGUCGUUGGCUUGCCCUCCUAAAUUUGUUUUCAGUAUGGAAGUCUCUCCCCGUGCUGUUAUUGCUGGAGAACGCGGAAAUCAGGUGCUUCCAGAACUUCGGCGCUUAUUAGAGAACUUUGCAGUAAUGAAUCGGAAAAAUAUGUUCGUUUUCGAUGACUCGGAGCCUGCCUCGGAUACUGCGAAACCAGCUCUGCGGAGAAACUUCAUUCCGCGCAUCUUCUACAUGCUUUUGCGUGAGGUGCCCCUCGAAUCAAGUCCUGCUUUUGAGACACCCCGUAGAACCUCUCCCACUAACCCAUCUCGUCGAGAAAGUCUUCCACUCUUUCUAGGCAGCAGUUCGAGCAGUCUUAAUCGAAUCCAACUGCAAGCUACACUGCAUGGAAUAAAUUCACCUAGCCGACAUUUCUGCAACUUUGUUAGAACUCUCCUUCAGUCCUUGCUGGAUAAAAUUGUCCUCCAGUGUCUCCAACAGGUCUUAUCACGCACUGUUCUCUUCCGCUUUGCGUCGCAUGAUUUUGACUUCCUCUUCGCUCGUCGGGGACAUCUACCUCGACAUCAGUUGUUCUUCACGCUUCCAAGAUUUCUCACGGAUUCUUCGAAGGUUCCACACUUUCCUAGAGGAACAUUAAUCUUUCCCUUCUGUCAGUACCUCAAACAGAAUCUCCUAACUUUCAUGACUGCUGCAAAACCAGAGAGGGAAGUCCUCUCCUGUCUUCGGAAUCGUUUCGGAUGUGUUGAGGUGAUGCUUUACCACCGUCGAAGGGGUGUUGGGACUGCCAAAUUUGGUCUAGUGACAGCUGUGGUAGAUCUCCUUCAAGCAGGCACUCAAGAACCCUUCUGCAUCACAUCGUGUCUCGACCUCCAGGAAUGGCUGCGUCGUCAAGAAAUCAGUGAAAACACAGCAGGCGUUGCUAGUAUGGCCGAGCUGGUAGGAUGUCUAACAGACCUUCAGACUUCUCACGACACCGUGUCAUCAUCUCCGGACCGUCUAGCUGUGCGUCUGCGGCUCUGGGAACGUGGAGAGGUUGACCUAAAGCUCUUAACCGAGAAACUUCACGCCGCAGUGCAAAACGCUCUCUAUGACCUAAUUAUGGAGUACUUUGUACUCGGCCUCCCCGCGUGUUUGAUUGAGGUUCCAGUGUUCAAAAGUCGCUCCUCUGACAUGCCUUAUGAACCGAUAACAAAGACUGGUGCUCAACCUUCUACUUACUUCGUUCCUGCGGAUUCCAUCCGCAUGUCUGGUUUUUUCUCUCACACCCUUCUUCCUUGGUUAGGCGUUACUACGUCCACUCAGCUACCUCCUGUGAUUGAACGCAAACUGCAACUGGUUUCGUUGCAGAGUAUUGACCUCUUGGUUGAUGAAUUAGUUCAUCAGUUGAACGCCCUUGUCGAGGAGAGACUAGGUCGCCCAGCGAAUUGGUGCAAGUGUCCUCCCCUCUCCACAUCGACACCUCCCAAUAGGAGUGGCCGAAUCAAAUCAACGACGAUACAGCAACAGUUGGCAUCGAUGACAUGCCCCUGCCAGCAGUGCAUCAAUUUUUUUGCCUUUGAGGCGGUAGAUGCAAAUGGAGAGGAGUGGGUGAAGUUUUCGAAGCGACGCACAUUCAAACAGAAGGGCGGAGUAUUUGUCCAGCCCAGGGAGUUUGUCAUCGUGGGGAAGAAUCAUGCAGUGUGUCGAUACGAGGCGGCCUUUAUUAGGUCGUCUGGUGGGCAGACGACAUCUCCAGGAAAAUCAGAUGGGAAAGAUAGAUCUACACCAGAUGAAGAGCUCAAAAUUCCCGUGAAAAAUGUUUCUUCGUGGUCUGGUCGCGUUCCAAUUCAACGGCAUCAGACUUUAGAGCUUCAGAUGCAACCCCUCCCGACUGAAGUAUCUAUGGAAUCGAUGACGACCCUAGAGGACACUUCUUUUGACACUUCAUCAUCCACUCUGGUCAAUUUACCUUCAGUCUCCUCCACCACAGUCUCAGACGUUCCAGAGUUCUGUGAGAUGCAGUUCUGUCUCCCUCAGUUCCUUUUCCAUUCAUCAAAACCAUCGACAUCACCAAUAGUCGAGGGAUCUGUCUCCACUACUACAGCUACCAUCGCUGGAGAUGGUGGCACUUCAGGUCCCUGUGCCUGUCUACAAGUGCCACGACAGACUUUAUGUCUAAUUCAUCUUCGAGGUCGUGAGGUUCGUAUCUACCUCUACAAUUGGAGUCGAGAUGAUGCCGACCGUCUAUUGCAACGCGUCGACUGUCUUCUGUUAAGCUGCCUGUCCCUGCAGAAAACAGGUCUUUUUCACUGUCUUCGCACACCUAGCCACCUCCGAUUGUUGAAACAGGCCGUUCAUCUGAGUGAUCACCUCUGCCCUCCAGAACUGACACCUUCUACUUCGACUGUAGUAUCAGCGCCGUCUGCUAGUACGGCAUCCCGAAGUAUUCGCCGGCGCCUCCUGGAAGGUUUGGUUGGUAGUGGGGCUCCUCUUCAACCUCCAUCGCAAACAGUUGCGUCACCUUCACAAGUUACGUCGUCUGCAGAGCCUCUGACGCCGCCUCAACCGCCGACACCAUCUGCUCCUCCGUCGAACGCCUCGGCAGGUAUCUCAACUCAUUCUACUUCACCCGCUACCCCGAGUACUGAAUCUACGCUCCUCCAUCUUGUCCAGCCCCAACCUUUAUACCUUCAGCAGCAUCUUAGAGUUGGCGGGGAAAUUUUACGGGAUUCACGAGAUCUAAAUCUUACAAGGAUUUACCAGAACUGCGCCCAAGUUGCAGCUCUUGGCAAUACAUCGGCGACUGGAGUGGAGUAUCUCGAUGUGGUACACCUUCACGUGGAUCAGGCCUUACGGGUGGUCAAGAACGAUUGGCGCCGUGCAGAACAGUUGCGUCUCAUUACAACGCCUUUGAAGGCCUGGAUGGCUGGUGAAUCUUUUAUCUUGGAACAGUACACUCCCAUGGAUUCCCAGAGUCAAGUGUUACCAUCCCUACCCCCGUUGACGACGCCCCCACUAACAGCCUUCUACUCGGCCGCGAAACGGUAUGGUCGGACCCUUCACACUGUCUGUUCACCCUUCCUUUUUUGUCCGAGUGCCCGAAUUGAUGCUUUGCAACUGCGGGAACUGGAACAGAUUGCAGAAGAGGAGGGCUAUCGUAAUCUAGCAAAGGGGGAAGAGCAUCAAAAGAAUAUUGGGAAGGAGGAAAGGAGGGGACACAAUGAGACCUUCGUCAUGGAAGGAAAGUCAAGCGCACCAUUGGAGGGUGCCGUACAAUCCUCACCACCGCCUAAAACAGCAGUCCAACAACGUCGUGGUCUUACAUACCCCCUCCUCGUGACACCUAGUGUUGUACGGGAUUCACCCUCUUGGAUGCAAGAGGCAAAAGAUUGUCUUCUACAGGAGUUUAUGACCUACAUGACUCACCAGAUGCACUUUACUGUCAUCCUCUCCACUUUGGACUCUGAGUCCCCGAAGUUGGAUCAUCCGUACGCUCUCCUUCAACGGUCCGUUAAAGUGGCCGGUAUCCAUCUGGUAGAGAUUUUUAUUCGCGAUUGUAUCUUCUGCGUGCGCCUGAAGGCGAUUGAGCUAUGUCGGCUGACUCGCGCCGCCUCCCGAGCGGUGUUGACAGGCCCACUGGCGGUGGAUUUGGUUGGUCGGGCGGCGGCGGUGGCUGCUGUGAAAAUCGCCUCCGCUAUGAUUGAUCCAUUUUCCAUGACUUCUGGUGGCAGUGGAAGCAACACAACAACCGUCAAUGCUGCUGUUUCAGCAUCAGGUUCAUCAUCUAUUGCUAGCAGCUCCUAUGUGGUCAAGUGGGAGGAAUCGAGUCGUCUUUGUGACUGUGUGCAUCUUCAUUCCUUCCUAUAUGACUUCUACCUUAGGAAUGUGGAUUCCUUCUUGAGGCUUCAAUCGGACCUUAUUGGCCAAAGACUGCAAGUGCCCAAUUUGACGUGGGCUUUGCCCCAGAUAUCAAAAGCUCAGCGACGCAGGGGUGGAGGUAGUUUUGGGGCUUCACGACACCCCUUCUUGCCCGCCAACUACCCGGUUGUGAGUUUUCUUCGUGACCUUGCUCGCAUUAUCCCGCUGGCGCCAGUUUUUGCACGUGGAACCUUUACACGUCUACCCAUGUACCUUCCUGUGGAUGCGAGAAUCAAGCCCAAACAGGUGUUUGAACACCUCAUUGAGGCAAGACAGGCCUACGGUUUUAAGGCCUUCGAUCUGGGCAUCAACUCGAGUCUGCCGACGCACGCACGCUUCGGGUUCUGCAGUUUCUCCUCCCCCCGCUGCCCCUCAACCGUCACCUCGGACGAUGCCGCUCAAUCGCUUUCCGUUCAUCCUGCUGGUGGUGACAAUGAUACUUCUACCUCUUCCACCUCCGACUCAGAAAUGGGAAUCGUGGAAGCCCUAAAAUUAGUUGCACCGACGGAGGCGGUGAUGGGGGGAGUGGCCCCACUUACUCCUCCACAGCGCCCUUACCACCGCAGUUAUUCUCGUCCACCGCAUUCUACUUCUGCUUCAGCCUCCACUCCACGGUUCUUUCCGCAGCUUCGAUUACCCUGUCUGAAGCACUUCUCUCUGGCUUGCGCAGCCUAUCUCGACAAAGAGGCAGAGGUAUCAUCAACGUCGACCGAAGUCGCGGGGUCCUCGACUACGCCUCAACGCAUCGGCAUCUCAGUAUUUGUUAUUCUCACUGAUCAAUGUCGAAGGUUUCCACGGGCGCGACUGUCUUCCCUGCCGCAUGGGCUGUCUGCUGAGCACCAAACGCCCGUCGAAUGGCCCGCAAUUCGACCAGGUUUGAGUUCGGACAGGGAUCUAAACACUCUCUCGCCAAAACUUGUGCGUUCAGGCAGUCAGGAAACUACUCCAAUUCUUGCUGGCGACUCGUCUUCAGCACUCCCACUGUCGUUGGCCAGCGGUCAACGCUGUCGACACACUUCUUUGAAUGUCUUUGCUCUUGGUGAAUCGACCGUCGGCACCACCCAUGGCAGAGGUCGAAGCACCAUGUCUCGAACAGUCUCAGGGGAAGUGACAACCCUUCAACACGAUCCCGGCCUUCGCUGGAAGAUCUCCUACUUAGGUGUUUGGCCCUCGCACCAAAUUGAGCUCCGACGCGCGCUGAAACUAGUGCACCACACUUUGUAUCUCAGCAUGCCCCAUGUUAUCAACUCAGCCAUUCUUAGUUGCCACAAGAACCUUCUGUGGUAUCGUCUCUUCGACGCCCAGUACUUCCCUCUUAUUCCUGCAUCUACCCUUCCACCAACACCAUCUCCGUCGAGUGCCGAAGAAGUAGAUGAAAUCGGUCAGGAGGCUGUAUCCCUCCUUUUCUCCGAGGUCACGCAUCGUGGACUGUCGUGUGAAGAGUUCCGGGAUCUUAUCAAUUCGGCACCUCUGAAGGUUGACCUCCUUCGAAUGGACCCGAGGAUUUUGGAUUUGCUAAACAUUAGUGGAGAACACUUAGCCUCCUCUGUGGUGAAUCAUCUCAAUUCCAGUGGUGGAAAGACAGUUGCUUUUUUGUUCAACGAAGCAAAUGAAUCGAGUAGUGGGCGGACGCAUCUAGUGGUUAUCGAUCCCUCCUUCCGUGAAGGCCUUAUUCAUAUUUCCUGGCGAUGCGAGCAUGGAUCAGCUCAACAGACCCAGAGGCAUUUCUCGAGACUUUCUUGGGAGACUAAAGUGGAACAAUCGCCAUCAGCUAUUUCCAAAUUCUCUUCCUUUUUGCGGACCAUACUGUCGCCCAUGAAACAACCCGUGGAAGGUGUUCCACUUACCGAGGCCUUAACAGAGGUUGAACCUUCUUGGAAGUUAUGUGACUUCACCAUGCGAGCUGUGUUCCGUAGCGCCGACAGCAUUGAGGCUUCCGUGCGUAACCUCUCAGGAUCUGCAAUAGCGUCUUCCUCCGGUUGUUCGGCGACUGCCACCUCAUCCACCAAUGCGAUGGCUUCAAACCUCUACCGCACUCAACUAAUGUCGGUGUUGAAGCUUAUCGUGGAGAUUUUGACGCUGCAUGUGUGGCGCGAUUUACACUGA
Molecule: messenger RNA, 12660 nt
Organism: Echinococcus granulosus
Lineage: Eukaryota; Metazoa; Platyhelminthes; Cestoda; Cyclophyllidea; Taeniidae
Exons: 13
Coding region: 1-12660 (4219 amino acids)
Cellular component (GO): peroxisome
Source: RefSeq, a predicted model, not a curated record